Messenger RNA from Hydatigera taeniaeformis, 1560 nucleotides. The record is from the annotation of a GenBank genome assembly. NCBI's taxonomy places the organism in Eukaryota, Metazoa, Platyhelminthes, Cestoda, Cyclophyllidea, Taeniidae.
CUGCGGUCUUCGGGUAGACUGUUGGAAGGUGGUCAAAAGAAUUUGACCGUUGCUCUCAAUAACAAACGGACACUGUUCUCGUUCUUGAGAGGGAAGAAGAAGCAGGACGAAACCUCAAGCUCCAAGUCUCAGGCUGAGGGUACUCAUGCGGACCUCAUCUGGGCUGAAGCCUCAAGAAGCUUUGAGCAGAACAAGUUGUCAAAGGUCUCGCGGACUACAUUGGGUCUAAAGCGCUCUCAAUUGAAGCAGCUGAAGAAAGCAACAUUUCUGGACACAAUAGAGCUCUUUAAGGCCCGUUCUGGAAGCUCACGACGUGGCUUUAACGAAUUCAUCCUGGCGGCAAUGCGAGAGAUGCGAGCGUACGAAGUAGAGGGCGAUCUGGAGGCCUACAAGGCCCUUCUUUCUGUACUGCCGCGCGGUGGACGGUUAAAAGCCAAAUCCAUUCUCCACGCCGAUGUGGGGGGAUAUAUGGAACAGCAGGCCACUGUCGUCCGACUGCUUUUGCAACUCAAUACCAAUCACGUGAUACCGGACGAUGAUGUAGGCAACACGAUUGUCGAGGUGUUUGGUUUUCGAAGUUACGCUAUGACCCAUUAUCGGAGAAUGAUGUAUUGGCUGCCAAAACUGCGUCACGCCAAUCCGUGGCCAGUUGUGGAGAGACUACCAGAUGACAUUGAAGGCGAGGACGCGAUUAAAUUGGCUCAACUUGCUGCUGCUCGUAUCUGCCCGGAUCCCAGCACCGAGUUUUCCACGAUUUUUGUUGAGUCUAAGGAGACUGACACUCCGAAUUGUAUGGUAAGUGGUCAAAGUCCCGCUCAACGGGCUCUACUCUCUGCCUACGCCACGACUCUGGUCUCUUCUCCACAAUCUAGUGUCCUCUACCUUGACGGACCGCAGUUCUUUUGGUAUCGGGAACUCCAGCUCGCCUACUAUGUUCUUUGGGGAAGCUUGGACAAGCAGCGUUUAAAAACGCAGGUGGAAAAGUGUCAAGAGAUCGAAGAUAGAUUGAAGUCAGUGAGUGAUGUAGCUUCUUGGGAUUUCUCGAUUCCUGGUUCGGAGAGGGAGAAACUUACCCCGCUGCAGCCAGUCCUCCCGCCAGAUAGUUUACUGCCUCCACCGCCACAAACUGUAGUGCCAGCCCUUACAGGUCAUGAGGAGGGUAGUUUGAUCACUCUUCAACCCAAAAGGAGUUCCUUGAUGAGAAGGGGUAGCACUGUGACGGCGGAGCGUCGGCGCGCUAUGUGGGCUGGCUUUGGGCCUUCACACCAAAUAACCCAUCUCCCGGAGAACUUGACGCGUCAUGAGCAGGCUGAAGGCACUAUUAUGGGCGUGGGUGUGGUGGCGCCAAUGUCGAAUGCACUGGAGACUCAGGCGCGUGCCUAUGGGGGUCUGACCUACAAGGAGAUGCCCGAUCCCACCGUCUCGCUUCCCGUGCCGGCACCUCCCGGACUCAUUCAGCAGUGGCUGAAUCGACUGCAAGAGCUGAAUCCUGCACUUGAUAGGUGGACUGUGAUAAUUCGCAAUCGGGCUCAUUUCAGUGCUGCAGAGGAGGGAAAGUAG